This is a messenger RNA of Nematostella vectensis (starlet sea anemone), 2365 nucleotides long. Its product is annotated as cyclic AMP-responsive element-binding protein 3-like protein 2. The transcript is spliced from 10 exons. The coding region runs from base 97 to 1575 and encodes 492 amino acids. Gene Ontology annotation, biological process: regulation of transcription by RNA polymerase II. The record is from RefSeq and is a predicted model, not a curated record. Gene Ontology annotation, molecular function: DNA-binding transcription factor activity, RNA polymerase II-specific; cAMP response element binding. NCBI's taxonomy places the organism in Eukaryota, Metazoa, Cnidaria, Anthozoa, Actiniaria, Edwardsiidae.
GUCGAACAAAGCUAUGUCUAUUUCUACCCUUGGACUCAUGUACUUUGCCCCCUUCCCUUAAAUCUCCCCAAGAAUUAUUUAAUUUUCCCUUCUAACAUGGAUUUAGAUUUAAGUAUAGUUAAGAAGGAACCUUGUUUGGACAGUAUUUGUCCAACGAAUUCAGGAAUUUUUGACACAAUGAUUCGAGAAGACUUCCAAGAUCAUUUUCACUCGAUGCCUAGCGAAGAGCCAGUCGACUGGCUUUCUAGUUUCUUCGACGAAGUUCCAACUUGCAUGGAGCAAAAUCUCUCAAACUACUCUGUGCCUGAAUACACCUCAAGUUUACAUCACAGCUCGAUUAGAACCCAGAACAUAGGACUCAACAGUCUGGGUAUAGACCCCAUGCCUUCUUUACCAGAGGACUGUAGUAACGAAUCAAUGUAUGGGAAAUCGCCCGCGGAUCGAUCAAGGUCCCCGGAUUUUGAGAGCAAAGUUGCAUCAGAUGGGGAUCAAAUUCACGACGAUUUAAAGCCGGUGUUAUUCAAUAGACGGCUCUCGGCUCCGUUUGAGUCUCAGCAUAUGUUUAAUAGUCACAUGGAAGGGGUGGACGAUGGAGGAUGUAUCACUGAAACUCAUAGUCGUAGCUCUGUUGGCUUCAGCUCGGACGAUACAGAAACCGAAUCAGGUGAUGGCUAUUAUUGCAGUGCGCUGCCUAUACAGUCUGAAUACGCCACGCUCAGGCCUUGCAGUAGGCAACACAGUUAUGACUCCGGGGCCCACUCCCCUACUUGUCAAACACCAAGCACUCCACCAAGAAGUCUGGAGAUUGACAGUGAUAUGUCGGGAUCCAGUAUGGGCGAAAGAACACCACCAGCAUUACAGAUCCAAGAGAAGCAGCCCUUCUUUCUCACAGAUGAAGAGAGGAGAACACUGAUCUCUGAAGGCCUACCUGUCCCGUCUGGCCUACCAUUGACAAAAGUUGAGGAGAGAGCGCUGAAAAAAGUCAGAAGAAAAAUUAAAAAUAAGAUUUCUGCACAAGAAAGCAGAAGAAAGAAAAAAGAAUAUAUGGAAACUUUAGAAAAACGAGUCGAGACGUGCUCGAGCGAAAAUCUUGAGUUAAGAAAAAAACUAGACAGUCUGGAGAACACAAACAGAAAUCUCAUUGGACAGCUCCAGAAGUUACAAGCUCUGAUAUCACCUAAAGUCCAGAGACCAGUCAACGCGCGAUCGACGCAAACAAGCACGUGUUUAAUGGUUGUAGUUCUCUGUUUCGCUGUGUUUGUUGGUAGUUGGAGUCCUCUCUCCAGAAAUGGCAUCACGCUCCACUCACACGCUGUGUCCGACAAAACAGUUGCUAAGCAACCGAUGGACUACAGUACGCCCUCAGUCCGAUCCCGAGUCCUUCUAUCGGUAGCGGAUGACUAUGAUGACGUCGACUUUGCGCCAACUCCCAGCAUCGUCGACAAAAUGGCGUCCUAUCUCGCCCCAGGCCCCACCAUAACGGCCAUCGACAACGAUACUCACAAGUAUGUUGCCAUGGAAACUGUCCCGGCCGAAGCCAAUGAGAGACCGGCUGCUGCUUCCUCAGCGGUGUAAGAAAUAAUACGUCGAUCACGUGACUUAUAGAUAGUUGUGGAAAGUCUGCAGUUUUGCAAAUACAUAGCCGUAGGGUUAUUGGUAAUGUAAUAAUCGGCUAUAAUUAAAUUCAAUAGAAUUCAACUGAAUGUUGUCGCAUGAAAUGUGAUGGAACGAUAUAAUCAAAUAUAUUAUAAUUUAAUGAAAUACUACACUGGUACAUCGUUACUAAAGCAAGUAUUCAUAUCAACACAUCCUCUAAGACAACAAGAGCCAUUUAAAACGUCUACAAAAAUCCAAGAAAAUAUAUAAAUGAUUUUGCGACUGGGAGAGUAGAGUUUUAUAAGAAUUUAUCAUUUUUGGGCUAGGUAGUUUAUGAAAAUUACCCUAGAAUAAGAACGGGGCUAAAUUCGUACCCAACUGGUCUUUUCAGAACAAAGCAUAAAUAGUUUUAUAAAUGAAUUAAUUUUAGAAUAAAAGCAUGCAUCUCAAACGUGUCUUACCUACGCUAUUUCGUGGCAUGUAUUUUAAUACAAAACACUUUUGAAACGAGCCCAGGUUACUUCACCGCUUUUAUUUUUGGGAUUCCUGUGUGCGAAAGAAUACAUAGGAAAUCCAAAAGUAGAAUCGGCUUCUUGGAGACUAUUUGCAACAUCUGCAAUAAAAAACAUAAAUUAUUCAAACGUAAAAAAAAAAAUAUAUUUACGGGAGAUCAAAACUUUAUCGGGCAAGGUUUAGUGUGAUUAAAACGAUGAUUAUAAGUGAUGUAUAUAGCAAAAAUGUACAAAAUAAACAGAACAACAAGGGAAAA